ACGAGAUGCUGAUCCUAAUGACCUACAUGCCGAGAUAGUAUCUGAUUUAAAAAAAAUGUUGGAUAGAGAAAACGUUCUGGUGAGAUCUUUUCGGAUGGUUAAGGAUAGGAUGAUUGACAGUGGAAGCUUUGAUGUGAAGCUGAGGCUAAUUGGAAAGCGAAAUAGAGAUGGAAGAAGAUAUAAUCUUCCAACAACAUCGGAGGUUGCAGCUCUAAUUGUCGGAGAUCUUGAUGAGAAUUUGGGAAAUAGAGAUAUAAUAGUUGAAACGCAAUCUGGUCGUCUAAAGAGAAUUAAUGAAUUGCAUGCAUCGUAUCUCGCACUACAUUAUCCAUUGUUGUUUCCAUAUGGAGAAGAUGGAUAUAGAGAGAAUAUUCCUUUUUCUGAAUUGUACGUUGGCGCAGGUCGAAAGCACGUAAGCAUGCGCGAAUUCUUUGCCUUUAGGGUUCACGAGAGAUAUAAUGAGGCAACGACUAUAUUAUCUUCGAAACGACUUUUCCAACAAUUCAUUGUAGAUGCAUAUACAAUGAUUGAAUCUUCCCGUUUGAGAUACAUUAGAUUUAAUCAACAACAGUUAAGGUGUGAAUUGUAUAGUGGUCUUAAUGAUGCUUUGUUACGUGGAGAAACAGAUGCAUCGAACCAGGGAAGACGCAUAAUUUUACCGUCAUCAUUUACUGGGGGAGCUAGAUAUAUGGUGCAAAGUUAUCAAGAUGCAAUGGCUAUUUGUAGAUGGGCGGGUUAUCCUGAUUUGUUUAUCACAUUAACAUGUAACCCAAAAUGGCCUGAGAUUACAAGAUUUGUUGAGAGUCGUGGAUUGAAACCAGAAGACCGCCCGGACAUUGUUUGCAGGAUCUUUAAGACUAAGCUAGAUGGAUUAAUUGAUGAUAUUCGAAAAAGAAAAAUUUUUGGUAGUGUCAAAGCAGUUGUUUACACGGUGGAGUUUCAAAAAAGAGGACUACCACAUGCACACAUACUUUUGUUCCUAUGCCAGGAAGAUAAAUUUCCAUCCCCAUCUUCUAUUGAUAAGAUCAUAUCUGCGGAGAUUCCUGAUGAACAAAAUGAUCCAGAGUACUACAGCGCCGUGAGAGAGUUUAUGUUGCAUGGCCCAUGUGGAGAUGACAAGAGAGACUCGCCUUGCAUGAUUAAUGGUCGUUGUUCUAAACAUUUUCCGAAGAGGUUUGUCGAAUUGAGUUCCAUUGAUGAUGAUGGGUAUCCUAUAUAUAGACGUAGAGAUGACGGAAGGAUUAUUCGUAAAAGUGGCGCUGAUUUGGAUAACCGCUAUGUUGUUCCUCAUAACCGUUACUUAUUGCUUCGGUAUGGUGGUCACUUGAAUGUUGAGUGGUGCAAUCAGUCACGUGCUAUCAAGUAUUUGUUUAAAUACAUAAACAAAGGCAAUGAUCGUGUGACUGCAUCGUUCUAUAAAAGCUCCACUGAAGAUGAAACCACCAAGAGCUUAGAUGAAAUCCAAAUGUACUAUGAUUGUCGAUAUAUAUCAUCAUGCGAAGCAGCGUGGAGGACAUUGGAAUAUGAAAUACAAUUUAGAGAUCCACAUGUUCAGCGACUUUCGUUUCAUCUUCCAGGGAAGCAUCCCGUCUACUAUAAAGAUUCAGAUAAUAUUGAAGAUAUUCUAGACAGAGAAACAUCUGAAAGUAGCAUGUUUUUAGAAUGGAUGGAGGCUAACAAAUUGUAUUCUGAAGCCAAAGAGCUUACUUAUGCCGAGUUUCCAACAAAAUUUGUUUGGGACUCGAAAGAAAAGAAAUGGUUUCAAAGGCAGAAAGGUUUUGCUAUUGGUCGCAUUUACUAUGUUCCUCCAGGUUCUGGAGACAUGUACUACUUAAGGUGUUUGUUAAAUGUAGUGCGUGGUCCAACAUGCUAUGAGGACUUGUGUUUCGUUAAUGGCACUCAGUAUGAUACCUUUAGAGAUGCUUGCUAUGCAUUGGGGUUGUUGGAUGACGAUAAAGAGUAUGUUGAUGGAAUAACUGAAGCAAGUAAUUGGGCAUCAGGCCAAUCAACUAGAGUUCUUUUUGCAACACUUCUAUCAUCCGGAUCUAUCAGUCGACCUGAAGUUGUAUGGAACUCCUGUUGGGUUUAUCUAUCAGACGAUAUUUUGAGCAAACAACGAAAAUUGCUUCAAUAUGCAG
Striga hermonthica is the source of this 2138-nucleotide messenger RNA. Lineage: Eukaryota; Viridiplantae; Streptophyta; Magnoliopsida; Lamiales; Orobanchaceae. The record is from the annotation of a GenBank genome assembly.